UUCACCUCCCAGAAGAGUAGUUUCGUCAUUUUCCUAUUCUAGAGAGAGAGAGACUGUAAGGACUUAGAGAGAGAAAAUACUGGUAGGAGAGAGCGAGAAAAAAUUAGAAAUGACCCAGGAGCAAAUCUAUUAGAGAAAAAUAUGGAAAAGUAUAGAAUCAAAUAAUCUUCAUAUACCCCAAUUAUAUAUUGUUAUGAUCUUGGUGGCCUUAAAAUUUUAAUUUGAUCAAGGCCUCUUUGCUUUGCGUGCGAGCUCUCCCUCUCUCUCUCUCUCUCUCAUGCCUUGCACAUGAAUCUUUCUUGGGCUUACAAAAACCCCAUAUGGUGAUUUGCCCUUCUGGGUCCUGUAGCUAGUAAUUAACACCAAUUAAAAUAGAGUUAUGACAUCAAGAACGACUCUAAGGCGAAGGCUGCAUCAUGGGGAUGUUGAUGGAAAGAAACAUGAGCAUGUAGAUGCAGGAAGAGCCGACUCGCUAAAUGAACCCCUACUUGGUGAUGACCGAUAUGGUCGAAGUUUUUCGGAGUUGAUAAAAGCUCGGCUACCCUCAUCGAAAUAUGGUGAUUCUAGCCAUGAAGAUUUCUGGGAUGAUGAGAGGAGGAAGGAACACCUUCAUUGGGCUCAUAUUUUCUCCCAAUUGGUUGCCCAGUGGGCACAAUGGUUUGCAAGCCUUGUGCUUGGUUCGGGUUCGUUGGUAGCAAGGCUGUUACAUUAUCCUUUUGGCAGUCAAAAUGGGAAUGAUAGUGAAAGUAUUCCACUUUAUCUUAGUCCUUUGCAGGAAGAGAGACUGAGGAAUCUGCAGCAGAGGUUGGAGAUUCCUUUCGAUGGCUCCUGUUUGGACCAUCAGGAUGCACUGAGGCAGCUAUGGAGAUUAGCCUACCCCAGUCGUGAGCUCCCAUCCCUUAAAUCAGAGCUAUGGAAAGAGAUGGGUUGGCAAGGCACCGACCCAUCAACGGAUUUCAGGGGUGGUGGAUUCAUUUCACUUGAGAAUCUUAUUUUCUUUGCAAAGAAGUACCCGGAGUCGUUUCAGAGAUUGUUGCAUAAGGAAGAAGGGAAGAGGGCAGAAUGGGAGUACCCAUUUGCUGUGGCAGGCAUCAAUAUAUCAUUUAUGCUGACACAGAUGCUGGACCUUCAAACAGGCAGGCCAAGCACCGUGGCUGGGGUACAGUUUGUGAAACUACUUGCGGAGGACGAGAUGGCUUUCGACCAUUUGUAUUGCAUUGCAUUUCAGAUGAUGGAUGCUCAGUGGCUUGCCAAACGAGCUUCGUACAUGGAAUUCAAUGAGGUUUUAAAGUCGACAAGAAUGCAAUUAGAGAGGGAGCUCGCAUUAGAAGAUGUUCACAGGAUCGAGGAUUUGCCAGCUUACACCUUGUUGAGAAGUUAGCCUUCUCUGUGGUUUAUCACUGUAAACCUGCUGUGUUUUGCUUUUUUACGUGUAAAUUUAUGCACUUUCCAAUUCCAUGAGUAGAGGGGCUCUUAACAUGCUCAUAGUGGCCUGUUUGCGUGGGUCUUUUACUUCUAUUAACUCCCCAGGUCGCGUUUCUAAUUCAUUUAGAUGCCAAAAUAUCAGGAAUUGGGUCUGCUCCUGCUAUUCACAUUUAUCGAUGUGUGCUGUAAAAUCCUUGGCCAGCAACUGAUACUAACUCUCUAAAUGCUUGAGACCCUCUGUUUAUUGAUAUGUUAACGGUGGGAAUGGAAGGUGGCAUUAUGUUGUGGCAA
Molecule: messenger RNA, 1716 nt
Organism: Amborella trichopoda
Lineage: Eukaryota; Viridiplantae; Streptophyta; Magnoliopsida; Amborellales; Amborellaceae
Product: ELMO/CED-12 family protein
Source: RefSeq, a predicted model, not a curated record